Messenger RNA from Klebsormidium nitens, 1106 nucleotides. The record is from the annotation of a GenBank genome assembly. Lineage: Eukaryota; Viridiplantae; Streptophyta; Klebsormidiophyceae; Klebsormidiales; Klebsormidiaceae.
AUGGCGCAGGUUCUCACCACUCAACCGCUGCUGGAAAGACGAUGCUUCAGGAAAGCUGCCCUUGGAAGCCCGACGAUACAGGAAGCGGGGAGCUUUACAGCAUUGCCCACAGUCCCCUGUGCUGCGCGGCAAGGUCAGAGAAGGAUGAGUCAGGCGCUUGCCUUUGAAAGUCCAGCAAGGAGACUUGCCAUAAGAGAAUCAAAGUCGGCGCCGCCCAAGGAGCAGGUGUUGUUGCAAAGGGGCUUUGGUGGAGCUUUGAAGAGUACUGUGCAGGACGGGGAGGCACCAGCUGGGAAGGGGGACUCUACAGCCCAGCCAUCUGAGCUCAGCGCUGAGGUCAGCAGCAGUGAAGUCAGCGACAGGGCGGACAAGGAGAAGGGGCUGAGCCUAGGCGUUAAAGCGGCCCUGGGGGCGUUGCGGUUCUAUAAAAGAGAGAUAUCGCCGUGGCUUCCGGGGAGCUGCCGGUAUCAGCCGACCUGCUCGCAGUACGCUGUUCAGGCUUACACGAAGUUCGGGUUCGUUAAAGGGAGCAUCCUAACGGCGUGGCGGCUGAUACGAUGCAACCCUUUAGGUACCUCUGGUUAUGAUCCCCCUCGGUGGCCGCCCUCCGACUGCCAGCCGAUUGAUUGAGAAUUUCUUCGUGGAGUUUAGCAGUGGCACGUGCGAUUUGGUCACCUUGAACUGGACUGUGGCCGAAGGGUUGAAAGGACCCAGUUGAUCGGAUCUGAAAGCGACGGAGAGCCGUUCGAUAUCUCCUUAGAAUAAAUCAUUCUUUGUUCCGAGGGUGAAUUGCGCCAUCAAGCCGUAUACAUAGGCCCUCAAGUUUCUUUUGGCGCCAACUCGCGGCUGCCUGCGUGUAGGAUGCCAGGUCCUCCCUAGCCCGAUUUAGGGCAGUUCCGGCACGCCUUGGUGAACGAGAUUGUGGUAUUCUGCUACUAUGCAGAGUCUUCACGAGUAGUCAAAACCUGAUCGCAAGGAACAGCCGCUUAAAAUGUCGCAGGGACUUGCAGUCAAGAUGGUCUUAAUUCCCGCGUCGUGUAACACUCAGUGAGGGCGGCCGGUCAGAAAGAUGUUGCAGAAGCAUCCGACAUGCUCUAGCAAAUCCC